AUGGCGCCCACGAAGCCGAAGAAUAAGUCUCAGAAAGACAAGGCGAAGGCUCGCGCCAGAGGCGCCGCUCAACCCUCGAACGUUAACGCCAGAGAAUUGCUCAACAAUGCGAGCGCGAUGCUCGAGGUCGGCGACAUUGAAAAUGCGGCACAGACAGCAAAGAACGCAUACAAGGCUAUUGGUGAAGACGGAAAACUGGCUGGCGCCGCUCUCUCCCUCCUGGGCCAUAUCUACGUCGAGCUCGGCGAGAUCGACGCUGCUCGCCAGUUCUUCCUUGCUGCAGUCAAGACAGAUGAGGAUGGAACGCUCCCCGAGGAUGUUGCUGGCGGCCCCGAGAAGUUCCUAUGGCUCGCGCAGCUCAGCGAAGAAGGCGGACAGGACAGUGUUUCCUGGUACGGCCGGGGUGCCUCUGCUUUGCGCCUCCAGAUCCAGACUCUAAGCGACGAGCUCGAGAAGAGGCCCCACGGAAAGGAGCAACAAGAGGCGCUCAUUACUGAGAAGAAGAGACGACUAGCGGCAAUCCUCUGCGCCGUAGCGGAGGUAUACAUGACCGAUCUGAGUUGGGAGGAGGACGCCGAGCAGCGAUGCGAAGCUCUCAUCACCGAGGCUAUCAUGCUAGCACCCGAGCUGGCCGAUACCUGGCAAACCGUCGCCAACGUUCGCAUUUCUCAAACAAGGGUGGAUGAGGCCAAGGAGGCUUUGAGGAGGAGUAUGGCGCUGUGGGAACACCUUGACCCCGAGGACCCCAACGUGCCACAGUUCCCUACCCGGGUGAGCUUGGUCCGACUACUGAUUGAGGUUGGAAUGGAGGAGAAGGCGAUCGACGUCGCAGAGCGCUUGAUCAUUGAAGAUGACCAGGCCGUGGAGGUCUGGUAUCUAAGUGGUUACGGCAGAUAUCUUCUGGGCGAAAAGAUCAAGAAGGGAGAACUGCGAGCCCCUGAAGGCGAGACGUGGCAAGAUAUCUGGCGCUAUUCACGCAAGUACCUCGCCCAGUGCCUCCGGACAUAUGCGGCCAUCGAGUACGAAGAUGAGAGGCUCGGAGCACACGCCCAAGAAUUGGUGGACUCUAUCAGGGGUGAGCUUGGUGUCAUUGGUGCUGAGGACGAUGAUGUUUGGGAGGAUACAGAUGUUGAGGAGGACGAAGAUGAGGAGAUGAACUAA
Sordaria macrospora k-hell is the source of this 1161-nucleotide messenger RNA. RefSeq lists its product as uncharacterized. The record is from RefSeq and is a predicted model, not a curated record. NCBI's taxonomy places the organism in Eukaryota, Fungi, Ascomycota, Sordariomycetes, Sordariales, Sordariaceae. Gene Ontology annotation, molecular function: protein binding.